CACAGCAGUCUGGUUUAGCGGAUUAUUCCAGAAAGGCAUUUCAGCAACAAUGAAGAAUGAUGAUGAAGAGUGCAAAAGCAGAAUAAAAGUGUAGUAUUUCGGUCAUGCUCAUGAGUGGAGAGAUUAAUCGUUAUUUAAAGGAAUCUCAGUAUGUGAACAAAGAGGAGCAGCAGGCUUACAAACAGAAAAGGGAAUCCCCACCUGCUUUCAGGACACCAUGGAAACACUGAAAGACAGGCGAUCCAAUCAGGAAGUGAAGAGGGGCAGCAGCACAGGUUUGUCUCUGCCCAGUUUGUGCAAUAACAGCAGACACUGGGGCCGUGAAGAUCCUGCUCUGUCCUCAGGCUCGCUAAGUACCAGGACCACCUGCCAGCCAGCACCCCCCAGAGAAAGCAGACAGAGAACAAGAAGUGUGGUCGAUACCUCCUCACCUUCCCAUGGUUUGAUGUCUGUGGCUCAGUCCAGCCAGCUCAGCCAAUCAGCCCCCAGCAUCAUGGAGCCACUACUAAGUCCCAACACUAUGAUGCAGGCCAGAGCACACGUUCAGACCCGACUGGGCUCUCAAAAAGCUGCCGCUGAACAAAAAGGUCCUUUGCCAGCUUUGAACUCCCGAACCCCUAAGCUUCUGGCACCUCUGGAUAGCCGGCCCAGAGACAGCACAGCUUUACCAGUGCUCAAGCAACGAGUGCCCCUGAAACCCAUCAGCCAAAGCUCCCUUUGGACCAGGACCCAGCUAAGGAGAGAGAGGCUGUCCUGGGGCAGCCCAAGCAACAGUCCUCCUACCAGUAAGGCUGGCAGUGAGGAAAGUGGAUCCAGUAGCAGCAGCCAGAGUUCCACCGACCUGGAGGAAGCGGACGAUCACAAAGACGACCAUGACAGCACUCACGGAGACAGAAACCAGAUGUUUUCUGGUGAUGGAUCUUUACAAAAUUCAAAAUAUGUGAAGCCCUCUGCAGUAGAUCUGGCUGGACAGACAAGCCUGCAUUUUAAAGUUCAGCCAAGGACCAGUCAAAUUCCACUGGUCCACAGAUCAAAGCAUCACAAGGAGGGCGACAUAAUUUAUCAUAAGCAUCAUCAAAGCAAUGAAAAACCUAAGAGUUCUCACUGUGAAGCAAACAUUAUGAGUUAUACAAAAGGUUCUGUUGAGAGUGAGUCCUCCAAAGGGAACAAUAAAACUCCUGUCAUGUCAGUUAUUGUCAGUGGAAUCAAUAAUAAGGUGAACUUCACUACAGAUCCUGAGACUGGAAUCACAUAUGACCUAAAUGAUGUUCAAGAUGAUGCAGCUACAUGCUCUGAAAUAUGUCACAGAAAUAAACAGCAGCAUGCAAAACAGACAGAGACAACAAGAAACACUUUGUGUACUGCUGAAACAAAGGUGGACAAGUUAACUGGCCAGGCUGCUGUGGGAAAACCUGAUUUUUUUGCUGUGGAUCCAAAGCAAUACGAAAAUACAUUUAAGACCUUUAAGCCUGUGCAAAACAAGGAGAGAAGAACCAUGCCAAAAGCUGACCCAAUAACAAAAAUUCAAAUAAACCAGUCCUUCAAUGUACCUUCACACAAAGAUCAGAAUAUCUGCAACAAACCCAAAAGCAACCUGAAGUACUCUGUAUUUUCCACCCAAGCCAAAGAUAAAAUGAGGAAAAGCCCUGAGCUACAUUUCAGCAGGCAAGGAGCUGUAACUAAAAUCAAGUUCAAGAUGAAAUCUGUCAGUGCUGCUCCUUUCAACAACACCACCCCUACGCCUCGUAAGAAGGUUUGUGAUCUCCCACAGAGCAAAGGAGCACCACAUCCUGACAAGCUGAGCAGCAACAGAACCCAACAUACAGCAGCAAGGGAGCUAAAAAGCGCCCAACACUGGAAGAAACCAUUUUCAGGCGGGAAAACUCCAAGAUCUAAGUCAGCUGUGGAUCUCAUCACCUACAAAGACAUGUUUCAGCAGAUACAGAGUGGUGAUGAAGGACCAGCCAUCUAUGAGAUGUUUGCUGGUCCUAUAUUUGAAAACCUUCGUGUUUCUAGCUCUUGUGAGACACUUAAAGAGGUGGAGGGUACUCCACCUUGGAAGCCACAACAGGGCCACAAAAUCAGACGUAGGCCACUGAGGCCAGCACAGAAUAACCUUAAGAGAAACUCUGGGGAAAGUGAAGUCAUUUCAGCUAAAAGCAAAGCAAAACCUGUGCCAUCGAGAAUUAAACCAACCCCAAACACUCUGCCAAGGGGGGACAUCUGCACAACAGAUAGUCCUAAACUAGAGACUGAGAUAGUUUUCCCUAAGGAUGCUAACCACAAUUACAAAAGUACUCAGGAUGAGAAAAAAGAACAAAUAUUAUCAACUCCCGAGGAGGAUAAUUCAUCGUAUGGAUCUCAAACUUUAAAGUCAGAUGACAAACCUCUACAAGAACCAACAUCUUCCUCAGACAGUGAAGGCUGUAAUCAUCCAAACCAGCGGGAAACAACUGAGUCGGUGUUACUGCCAAACCCUCUGCAACCACAGAUCAACAUGCAGACAUCUUCUAGCAGCAGCAGCCACACUUCCAUGUCACCAGUUUACCAGAAGUUUCUAGAUGAGCUGGGAGAUGGGCCACUUACAGAGGACUUGUUGCAGUGUUUAGCAGAAGAGCUGAUCUCACUGGAUGAGAGGGAUGUAUCCGAAGACCACGAGCAGAGCAUAAAAGAGUCCAGCAGUGAAAAUGAACCCACACCAAGGGAGAAUUUUUCUGAGGAUCUUCCAAUAGACAGUGGUGCUCUUAUAGGCUCUGGGUUGGUUGUAGAUGGCACCAUCACAUGGACAAAAGGUGAAAUACUCGGCAGGGGUGCCUAUGGGACAGUGUACUGUGGCCUGACCAGCCAGGGUCAGCUGAUUGCUGUGAAGCAGGUGAGUCUGGACUCCUCUGACCCUCAUGCUGCAAAGAAGGAGUACAAUCGUCUUCAGGAAGAAGUGGAGCUGCUGAAAACCCUUCGACACAUCAACAUUGUUGGCUUCCUGGGGACUUUGCUUUGUCAGCAUGUGGUUUCUAUCUUCAUGGAGUAUAUCCCAGGAGGGUCUAUCGCCAGCAUUCUUCAUAGAUUUGGUCCACUUCCCGAGCGAGUCCUGACUCUGUACACCCAUCAGAUCCUUGAAGGGGUUGCCUUCCUUCAUUUGAACAGGGUGAUUCAUCGGGAUUUAAAGGGGAACAAUGUCAUGCUGAUGCCAACUGGUGUCAUCAAGCUUAUAGACUUUGGAUGUGCACGACGUCUCAGCUGCUUAAACCACACAGCCUCUAACAGUGGAGAGUUGCUCAAGUCUGUCCACGGCACGCCUUACUGGAUGGCACCAGAGGUUAUAAACGAGUCUGGGUACGGCAGGAAGUCAGAUAUAUGGAGCGUCGGCUGUACAGUGUUUGAAAUGGCCACGGGGAAACCACCACUAGCACACAUGGACAAGAUGGCUGCUUUGUUCUACAUCGGGGCUCAGAAAGGGUUGAUGCCAUCUUUGCCAGAAGGAUUCUCAGAGAACGCCAAGGACUUUGUAAAAAUCUGCUUGACGAGUGACCAGAGACUACGGCCGUCAGCGGACCAGCUGCUCAAACAUUCGUUCAUCUCAAGGAAUGAAAAAACAAAUGUGAAAACAUGGAGAAGGGAGCGUUGUGGUCGCCAAAUGGGACGAAGUAAAGUUUGAGUGGGCAGAUAUUGAGAAUCAGGAGGACAUUGUAUGAAUUGUAAUGCUGGUUAAAAAUGGCAGCCUUUGUGACUGGGAAGAAACUGGUCACUGCAUCAAAACAAAUUUUAAUAGUAAAUACUCAAAAAGCACUUUUUUGGGGGGGACAUUUUAAAUGGUUUAAGAAUAAAUCCUUUAAAAUAUGAGUAGUGAGGAUUAUUGAUACUGAAUUUAGACUUUUAAAAAAAUGCUCACAAAGUCUCAUAUGUGUUCAUUUACAUAAACAUGUGUUGUAAAUCAGUUCAGUGUAAAUGAGUGUGUCCGAAUAAUGUGGCUCAUUAAGGAUGAGGUAAAACGGUUACUACCAUUUUAGGUGAAUCCUCAAUUAGCUUUUGAAAGUCAGAUUGUUUCUAUAAAGUUUCCUUGUUGGAAGCUACAGCAAAGAAAUGUUUAUUAGUCACCUCAACAAC
Molecule: messenger RNA, 4104 nt
Organism: Melanotaenia boesemani (Boeseman's rainbowfish)
Lineage: Eukaryota; Metazoa; Chordata; Actinopteri; Atheriniformes; Melanotaeniidae
Gene: map3k19
Product: mitogen-activated protein kinase kinase kinase 19
Exons: 11
Coding region: 218-3655 (1145 amino acids)
Biological process (GO): protein phosphorylation
Molecular function (GO): protein kinase activity; ATP binding
Source: RefSeq, a predicted model, not a curated record